UUCCGCCUUUUUUCUUCCCUUUUUUCUGUCUUCUUCGUCCUUCUUAGACAGCAACUCGCGCCAGGUUUUCGGUCGGUUCUAUAAUCACAACAUACACAUACAUCAGACAAAAUGAAGUCGUUCACUAGGGUUCUCCGUCCCGCCGUCCGCAGGGCUCAGGCUGUUUCCGCUCCCAGACUUUCCAGGACUCCUGUCGUCCAAUGCGCUCGCACUCUUUCAACCACCUCCCCUCGCCGGGACAUUACCGACCUGCCGCCAACCCCCAUCACCCACUUCUCCGAGGUUGAGACCGCCAUGGCCGAGACUGUCCAGAAGUUCGCCAACGAUGUCAUUCUCUCCAAGGUCCGCGACAUGGAUGAGGCCGAGGCCAUGGACCCCUCCAUUGUCGAGCAGCUUUUCGAGCAGGGUAUCAUGGGUGUUGAGAUUCCUGAGGAGUAUGGCGGUGCCGGCAUGAACUUCACCGCCGCCAUUGUUGGUAUUGAGGAGCUCGCCCGCGUCGACCCCUCGGUAUCCGUCAUGGUCGAUGUCCACAACACCCUCGUCAACACCGCCGUCAUCCGCUGGGGCAGCGAGGCGCUCAAGAAGAAGUACCUCCCCAAGCUGGCCACCAACACCGUCGGCUCCUUCUGCUUGUCCGAGCCCGUUUCCGGCUCUGAUGCCUUCGCCCUCGCCACCCGCGCUGUCGAGACCGAGCACGGCUACAAGAUCAACGGCAGCAAGAUGUGGAUCACCAACAGCAUGGAGGCCGACUUCUUCAUCGUUUUCGCUAACAUCGACCCCAGCAAGGGCUACCGCGGCAUCACCGCCUUCAUCGUCGAGAAGGGCAUGAAGGGCUUCAGCAUCGCCAAGAAGGAGAAGAAGCUCGGCAUCAAGGCCUCCAGCACCUGCGUCCUCAACUUCGACGACGUCGAGGUCCCCAAGGAGAACCUCCUCGGCAAGGUCGGCGAGGGCUACAAGUACGCCAUCGGCAUCCUCAACGAGGGCCGCAUCGGCAUCGGCGCCCAGAUGACCGGUCUCGCGCUCGGCGCGUGGGAGAACGCGGUCAAGUACGUGUGGAACGACCGCAAGCAGUUCGGCCAGCUCGUCGGCGAGUUCCAGGGCAUGCAGCACCAGAUCGCCCAGUCGUACACCGAGAUCGCCGCCGCGCGCGCCCUCGUCUACAACGCCGCCCGCAAGAAGGAGGCCGGCGAGGAUUUCGUCAUGGACGCCGCCAUGGCCAAGCUAUACGCUUCCCAGGUCGCCGGCCGCGUCUCCGGCCUCGCUGUCGAGUGGAUGGGCGGCAUGGGCUUCGUCCGUGAGGGCCUUGCCGAGAAGUUCUUCCGUGAUAGCAAGAUUGGUGCCAUUUACGAGGGUACCAGCAACAUCCAGCUCAACACCAUUGCCAAGACUCUUCAGAAGCAGUACACUGCUUAAGAUGCCCGGGCGGUUUGACAGUCGAUGUGUGUUUUGGUAGUAGUUAUUAUAUAAGGAAGGAUGUGCAUGUACAUAUUGGUUAGGAUAUCAUGGAGUUAAGGGGAUGCCGAGUU
Molecule: messenger RNA, 1526 nt
Organism: Neurospora tetraspora
Lineage: Eukaryota; Fungi; Ascomycota; Sordariomycetes; Sordariales; Sordariaceae
Product: acyl-CoA dehydrogenase mitochondrial precursor
Exons: 2
Coding region: 112-1413 (433 amino acids)
Cellular component (GO): mitochondrion
Molecular function (GO): flavin adenine dinucleotide binding; acyl-CoA dehydrogenase activity
Source: RefSeq, a predicted model, not a curated record